Messenger RNA from Mycena citricolor, 1632 nucleotides. Lineage: Eukaryota; Fungi; Basidiomycota; Agaricomycetes; Agaricales; Mycenaceae. The record is from the annotation of a GenBank genome assembly.
CCAAGCCGAUCUCACAGCUUCCCCACUGUGAUCUAUGCAGUCCAGUUGCAUGCGAAAUCAUUUCACACUUGAAUACCACCUGUCACCGGCGUCAGUUCCCUUGCAGUGCUGGGUGCCGCGUUGAUCACGACUCAUGCCAAUAACGACGACAGGACUCCAUACCUGGCGCGCUGCGAAGCGGGUUUGGACUGAUGCCGACGCGAUUGAGAUCGCUAGUAUCCGCUUUCGAGAACCGCCGGAUGCCAUUUGUGGCUGCUGGGAGCUGCCGGCGCGCGGCACGUCAUCAGUUCAGUAUUCAAUCCGCGAGCGACACAGAUAUUCUUUCACUGGCGAGGUUCCUGGGUUCCUGUCAGGUGGGAUAUGGAGAGACUACUCGACAGACUACCGGCGCUCAAUCUCGCCGGACUCGAGGUUCCAGUCUGUAUAAAUUCUUUGUGAACAGAAGAACUCAACACCAGUUCUCCACUGCGACAUACAAACAGCUUCAACCAGUCCAUCUUCUGCAACAAUGUCUCAACAAAUCGCUGCCGCUGCUGUCCCUCCUCUCACCACCUGGGAUGAUCUCCAGGCGCUCGGCUGGGACAAGGCGGCCGUCUACAGCGCCGUCAGCGCCCUGCGUCCGGACACGAUGACCAGCGACGACCAGCUGCACCUGAACGACAGCUUCACGACCACCAUGAAGCCUCCCAUCUCGUCGCACAACACUACGAUGGCGGCCAAGGGAACGCUGGACCCGUCUCGCACCGAGGUCACCAAGGCGAUCGGCAAGAAAUUCAGCAUCUUUGAAUCGUCGGUCCCUGGUCACGAGCAUUUCACCAAGGCGUGGAACAACAUCCUCGACUUGUCGAUCGACAUCAGCCUCCCUGCGCUGAUCAGCGUCAACAACCCGAUCCAGUUCUCGAACAUCGCCGGGAAAGUGAGCUUGGUCAUCGCGGCGAACGCGACGGUGCCCACCACGAAGCAAUAUCUGUACCCGCAGAGCAAGGACUUUGACUUUGACAUUGCGGCCAACGAGCGCGUGAAGAUCAUCGGCACGCCCCUGUUCGUGACCACUACCGAGGUUUACAAACUCAACUACGGCUUGAUGAGUGACAGUCAAUUAGGCACCGAGGGUGACAACUUCCAAGGACUCGUCAACAUCCCGUACGUCAUCAACCAGGUCCUCCUGAGCGAGGGCAAGAAGUACGGCCCCACCGGCACGAUGGAGCUCACCGUCGUCUACAAGACCACGACGCUCAAGAUCGACUUCAUCCGCGACACGACCGUCGUUCUCGGAGACUGGGACGAAGUUGUCAACGGGCAGAGCAUCGCGUUCAGCGACGAGAUCGACGUGGACAGCACCGACGACUUCCUUUGAGGAGGAGUGUCUUAUGGCGGAUCAACGUUCUCGCCGAUUAUGCUAUCUAUUUCUGCUCUGAUUCGUCGUAUUUAUGCUAUGACUGGCAGUCAAUCAAUAUGUACUUCCAGAGAGUGAACCGUGGGAAUGUUCGACAGAUGGUUGUAUGCCCUUAUUUUUGAGGCCAUCGGCGCCGUUCUCCGGCGCUUGCGCCGUGAUAUCGGGCUCUCGUUUUUCAACAUCCCCUGCGUAGUCUGUAAGUCAUGUGGCUUCAUAUAUCAAUUGCUGACCGUCGG